This is a messenger RNA of Durusdinium trenchii, 987 nucleotides long. The record is from the annotation of a GenBank genome assembly. NCBI's taxonomy places the organism in Eukaryota, Dinophyceae, Suessiales, Symbiodiniaceae.
AUGGUGUUUGAGGAGCAGAAGGAGGCUUUGCAGGGCCUAUGGGAUCAGUCGGGCAGAGACCAGCUGCAAUGGUUUGUCGAAGACGACGUUGCCAUCAUGGUGUGGAAAGGCAGUCGCCGAGCCAGGUCUUUCAAGUUGACCGCUGGUAAGGAGGGCGAGCUUGUGUGGGGCUCCGGAAAGUUUAUUUUGGAUCCUGCCUUCAAGUCUGGCAGUAAGGCAGUUUGGCUGUCUGGCCAGGACAAGAGCCUUGCCUUCACUUGGGAGUUCGUAGGUGCUGAAGGUCCAUCGAAGGAGGGCGCUCCUGAGCCCAGAGUGAGGCGCAAAGGCAAGGGAGGCAAAGGAAAAGGAAAGGGUAGAGGGCUCGGAAAGGGCAAGGGUAAAGGAAAAGGAGAAGUCGGGAAGAGUGGCAAGGGCGGAAAGGCUGCAGCUGGAGGAAAGAAAGGGAAAGGUCUUUCCGGAAAGGGCGGAAAGUCCAAAGGCAAAGGAUCAAAAGGUGGCCAGGUGUUCCAGAGACACAUCGACAAAGCGGAUGGCGUGCCUCGCACGUACGAGGAGAUGUUGCUGCGCUAUGCCUACUCUUACUCCAGACUUGACAUCCUUGCCUAUUUCAUGGACUGUGUCGAAGAAUCAGCAGGUCAAGGGAAAGGCAAAGGCGGCAAAGGCGGCAAAGGUGGCAAAGGCAAAGGGAAGACCGGCAAGAUGAGUGGCAAAUCUGGUGGCAAGACCAGUAAGGGCACCACGAAAGGCCUGGUUCCAAGCCCUGGCAAGGGCCCUUCUUCCACAGCUCUCGAGGAUCGGCGCGCCUUGGUGCUGCAGGAUGGAAGGAGCUACACUUGGGAGCAGUUGAGAGCCUUUUAUGCGCCCACAUACACCAAGAAGCAAACAGAGGCUUAUUGGGAUGCGUUGCGCCCCACUGGUUGGACGCAAGGCAAGGGAAAGGCCGCCCUAGCAAUGCUUGCAAAAGGUAAAGGCAAGGCAAUGGGCUGA